Messenger RNA from Paramecium primaurelia, 1217 nucleotides. Lineage: Eukaryota; Ciliophora; Oligohymenophorea; Peniculida; Parameciidae. The record is from the annotation of a GenBank genome assembly.
AUGUUCUGCUUGAUUUUAAUAUUUUAAUGUUAUGCUCGAUUAAUAUUACAAGAACUUGAAAGUUUGAAAACUUAACCUGAAGAAUCUACACUACCUCGAUAACAUUGUACAAAUCAUAAUGCAUAAACUAAAUAUGGUUAUUUGCAUGUUCCUAAUGGUGCAAUAAGUUUUAUUUAUUACUAAGGAAGAGGUCAACAUAAUAUUGUAUAUAUAAAUGGAGGGCCAGGAUUAUCAAGUCAAAUAUCAAAUUUUUUGGAAAUAGGACCUCAUUUUGGGUAAUGGAAUAACUUUAGUAAUUUACUUUUUUUGGAUUUGCCAGCAGGAACUGGUUAUGGCAGAACAAAUACAACAAGUAAUUUAAGUUAUGAAGAUGUUGCAAUUGAUUAUGAGAUAGCAAUGCAGAAUUUUAAUAAAUUAUGUAAGUUGACUUAUGAUAAUGUGAUUCUAUUUUCUACAGAUUUUGGAGCUAGAUUUGCAUUGGCAAUAGCAAAUAGAAGCAAAACUAUAAAGUGUGUUGGACUGUUAGAUCCAUUCUUAGAUACUCUUAAUAUAGUGACUGAGAUUCCAAAUUUUGCUUUUCAUAUGGGUGUAAUUGAUUAUUAAGAGUUAAUAUAUUUUGAGAAAGCCAUAAUAAAGUUGAGUGAUGAUAUCUAUAAUGGUAAUUAUUAACAUGAAAAUGCUAAAUUCCUUAAGUAACUUUACUAUAUGACUGGGAAUGUCUCUCUUUAUAAUGUAUUAGAAUAGAAGUUAUAUUCAGAGGAUGAAGAUAAGUUGGAAUAGAUACUAAAUGAUCCAGAAUCAUUAUAUUACAUUCCUUUUGAGACAGAAUUUUUGGCUCGUUCUUAAAAUGUGUUUGAUUAAUUUAAAUAUAACUUUUUUGAACCAUUUGAUAACAAAAUGUAAGCAAUUAAUGAAUAUUUAGUAUACAGCAUUUGCUUAGUAACAAAAAUAUUUUGGUUUAUUAAUCUUAAUAUGAUAUGCUUAUUCCUCCAUCUGGAACAAUGAAAUGGUUAAUAUCUAUACAAUAUGAAUUGGAUGAUUUCUUUUACUAAAAUUAGUUGAUUAAAUUAAUGAAAGAUGAUAAACUAAUUGGAUUAUAGAAAAGAGGAGGUUAUUUAGAAUAUUUAUUUGUAUUAAAUACAGGAUAAGUGAUGCAUAGAGAUAAUUGCAACAAUUCAAUGAUAUUAAUAUAAUAAUAUUUAGAGAGUAUUAUUUGA